Trichoderma reesei QM6a is the source of this 1443-nucleotide messenger RNA. RefSeq lists its product as uncharacterized. Gene Ontology annotation, biological process: molybdate ion transport. Gene Ontology annotation, molecular function: molybdate ion transmembrane transporter activity. The transcript is spliced from 2 exons. The annotation marks the transcript as partial. Lineage: Eukaryota; Fungi; Ascomycota; Sordariomycetes; Hypocreales; Hypocreaceae. The record is from RefSeq and is a predicted model, not a curated record.
GGUGACCAGAGACGUUGUUCCUUCUUUGCCCUAGUGAUCCUGCCCGCCGUCUCUCGCUCUUCCUCUCGUCCCCUCACUGCAGCCAUAUCAACAACCUCCAUCCUCGCCGUCCAUCUGUUCAGCAAGAGGAAGGAAAAAAAAGCCCAAAGCAAGGGAGGCGUCGAGAUGGCCACCGCCUGGCUGCGCCGAGUGCGGCGCCUCAACGCCCACAACCUGACGACCUUCCGGGAUGCGCCCCUGGCCGAGAUAUCCGGCUCGCUGGGCGACUUGGGCACGCUGCUGCCCCUGAUGAUUGCCCUCGCGGCCAAGGGGUACAUUGACCUGGGCUCGACGCUGGUCUUUUCGGGCUUCUUCAAUGUCCUCACCGGCGUCGUCUUUGGCAUUCCCUUGCCUGUGCAGCCCAUGAAGGCCAUCGCCGCAGCUGCCAUCUCGGCACGCGAGAAUCCCUCCAUGGGCGUCGUCGUCGCUGCCGGGCAAUGGGUCGGCGCAGCAGUCCUCGUCAUGAGCAUCACGGGCCUGCUGCGGAGGGCCGUGGCCUUUGUGCCCAUCCCCGUCGUCAAGGGCAUCCAACUCGGGGCGGGACUCUCCCUCAUCAUCGGCGCUGGCUCGUCGCUGCUGCAGCCUCUUGGCUGGAUCCAUCCCGUGCUGGACAACCGCUUCUGGGCCCUGGCGGCCUUCCUCGUCCUCAUCCUGACGCAGAACAUGCCUCGCUUCCCGUACGCCCUGAGCUUCUUCCUCCUAUCUCUGGUGCUGGCCCUCGUUCAGGUGUCACUCUCUCACCAGAGCUUGCCUUGGUUCCACGUCUGGCAACCACACUUUGUCCUCCCCUCGUGGAUCGGUAACGGAGACGCCCCGGCGUUGUGGAUGGCGAUAGGGCAGCUUCCACUGACGACUCUAAACUCCAUCAUCGCGGUGAGCGCGCUGGCCGCCGAUCUGCUGCCCGACCUGCCCACACCCUCUGUCACCUCGAUAGGACUGAGCGUGGCACUCAUGAACCUCACCGGAACAUGGUUCGGAGCCAUGCCGGUCUGCCACGGCGCCGGAGGACUGGCCGCCCAGUUCCGCUUCGGCGCACGCAGCGGAGCCAGCGUGAUCCUGCUGGGCCUCUUGAAGAUUGCUUUGGGGCUCCUGUUUGGGGAGACGCUCGUCAACUUGCUGAAGCAGUACCCAAAGGGCUUGCUCGGCGUCAUGGUGGUGGCUGCUGGGCUGGAGCUGGCCAAGGUUGGCCACACGCUGAACCAGGGUGCUCCUGAUCUGUGGCACGUGUCUGUUGGCCAGGGCCGUACGGAGGGCUUGAGGGAGCAUCGGCAUCUCUCAGACGAAGAACGCCUGGAGCGAUGGACGGUCAUGCUGGUGACGACAGCUGGCCUUCUCGCGUUCAGGAACGACGCGGUUGGCUUCCUGGCCGGCAUGCUUUGUCACAGCUCGUAUCGGCUGUCUGAG